Saccostrea cuccullata (small rock oyster) is the source of this 507-nucleotide messenger RNA. RefSeq lists its product as uncharacterized. The record is from RefSeq and is a predicted model, not a curated record. NCBI's taxonomy places the organism in Eukaryota, Metazoa, Mollusca, Bivalvia, Ostreida, Ostreidae. Bases 1 to 507 code for a protein of 168 amino acids. The transcript has 2 exons.
AUGAAGAAUAGAGCAGAUGAACUGAAGAAAGCUAUUGACAGUAUACUAAUUGAAAGACAUAUUUCCAAGGUAACCAAUACAGUUACCACAAAGGGAGAACUUUUAUGCACAAAGUAUUGGGUAAACUCUGUGUACAGAGUAAAAAGUGGCAAGUCCAUCAACAAGUUUAUUAAGACAGGGAACUGGGAACCUGGAGCCAUCUACUCUUCUCCUAUCAACGGGCACAUAUUGGUUGGGAUGGAGAGAAAUUCAGACCAGAAAAUUACCAGAUACGACAAAGAAGGAAAGAAACUACAAGACAUACAGUGGGAUGAUAAAGGAAAAACUCUCUACAAAAGUGUUAAAUAUAUUACAGAGAAUAUAAAAGGAGAUAUCUGUACAUCAAACUUCUGGGCCCGAAGCGUGGUUGUGGUAAGAGUAUUAGGAGAGUACUGGUUCUCUUACACUGGUCAGGAGUCUCAGGAUGUAUUUAUGUACAGAUGUUCUGGGACACAUCCUGGUUUGUAA